AUGGUCGCCCGUACUGCGCCCCUAGGGUCUCUGAAGAAAGGCUUCAAGAACAGCAUAUUGCCCCAGAUACAUCAACCUCUGCCUCUCAACCGCAGGGAAUCGCAACAACUACUCAACUCCAUCACUUCAUCCUUUCGUAGAAAUCUCGACAAGGAGCAUCCGUGGCAGCAUACCGACGUGGCCCAGCCUGCUGCCAGUAUCAUAACCCCCGAUCCGGCGUUCACCCUCGUCAAAAAUGGCCCCCAGAAACACCGCCCGACUGAUCGCCACCUCGAGUCCAUCUUAUCGAACCCUCUCUUCGCCGAGCCGAGGACACCAGUCCCGCAGACAUCAGCGGCCUGGCAGAGUCACCACAAUGUUUUCGAGUCCGCCGUAGCACGGGGCAUGAUGACCCCAAAGCGCGCAGCAGGCUAUCUAGCUGCCAUCAGCAAGGAGAUCGGUCUGUCUGCCGUAGACAUCCCAGCCUCUAUGGCUGCGUCAGGCGCUGGCCUUCGGGUGGUCCAGUGGCUGCGAGCCUCAGGCCACGAGAAUAAUCUGGAGUUCCUUGCUGAUGUCAAUCUCGUACCCAUUUUGACACGCUUUAUGUUUGUGGAACACCUGGAGGAAGUUGCUUGGACUUGGCUCGCUCGGUUGGGGGCCCAGCUGGGGAAACUGCCGAAAGACGCCCAAACCCAAAGAUCCAUUGCGCUACUCCUCUCUUCUAUUAAGAAGGCCCAAGAGUACGUUACGGUGACCACGGACCUGACGCAAGGAUCACUGGACUCGGGCUAUUCGGCAUUCCUUCGAGCAAAUGGGACCUUGCCCUCCGAGGAUCCCGCCGUAUUACAUAGCCUACAGGGUUUCUGGCACACUCUGUCCUGGUCCUCUACUGUCAAUGCAUCGAAACACGGUGCACCAUCUGCACCUUUAUAUGAGAUGUUUGUCGAUGCUGGUCGGCCCUGGAAGCGGCAUCUGGACAUUGCGCAUCUGGAACUGCACCACCCUACGAGUCCUGAUCAUAUAUCAGCCGUCAAAUACCUGCACGAUAGACGAAUCAUGGAGUCGGCAGAACGAAGGAAAGCUCAAGAGGUUUAUGUCAAGAGGAUGGCGAGUCUGGGUACCGAUACUAUUGCCCGGUUGAAGGAGGUCGGUGAGAAGGACGAGGCUUCGUGGGUGUCGGAAUUCAUGGCGAGAACGUUUUUUGCGUGGAACCUAAAGCCGACCAGGGAACGGCAAACCCCACUCAACUUGGCUAUUUGA
Neoarthrinium moseri is the source of this 1239-nucleotide messenger RNA. RefSeq lists its product as uncharacterized. The record is from RefSeq and is a predicted model, not a curated record. NCBI's taxonomy places the organism in Eukaryota, Fungi, Ascomycota, Sordariomycetes, Amphisphaeriales, Apiosporaceae. The coding region runs from base 1 to 1239 and encodes 412 amino acids. The transcript has a single exon.